GCCCCCUCCAUGACUCAUCACAUUUGGUCCCAUCACUACUUGCAGCUAGCUUAGCUUGCUAGUUAGCUUAGCUUGUUAGCUGCUAACAACGAGACGCGGAAGUUACCUUUACAUCGCCAAGUAGAGAUCAAAUGUGAGUGUAAAGUGUUGUGAUUGUGGGAAAAUGUGCGAAAGAACGAUAGCAAAGUAUGAGGAGGAACUUUGUCCGACAAAAGAGGAGAAGGAGCGACAACAUCAACUCAUGGACGCUCAAGUUGUGUUACACAGAACAGACGUCUGUGAAGAACAACUUCUGCCUGAAAAACAGGAGUGUAGCUUCAGGAUGGUGAAGGAGGAUCCAUCAAAGAGGAAGACCAGGCGCCACAGACCCUCUGGUGUCUCCUUUUCCUCUUUGACACAGACCCUGCUCUGUGAAAAGGAAGAGGAAGACUCACUGACCCCACACAUUAAAGAUGAAGAGGAAGAACACAGCAUCAGUCAGGAGGGAGAUCAUCUUGAAGGACUGGUGGAGUUCCCAGUGACUGGUGUCCCUUUGAAGAGUGAAGAUGAUGAGGUCAAAGGUGAAAGUGAGGAGAAGAGCAGCAGCUCAACACAACACAUGACAACAGAAGCUGAUGGAGACCACUGUGGAGGAUCACAAGCAGACAAGCUCUUAGCUCCACUAUCAGAUAGUGAGGACACAACGUCACACUCUCCUGACACUGAUGAUGAAGACUCUAAAGAUGAUAAGACAUGUCACACUGACAACACUCACUUCAAAUGUUCUGACUGCGACAAAUCCUUUAAAUACCUUAGUUAUCUGAAAAGACACAUGAGAACACACACUGGAAAGAAACCUUUUUCUUGUCCAAUCUGUGGCUUACCUUUUACAAGGAAGGAAAAUAUGAAAGAGCACACAAGAACACAUAAAGGAGAACAACAUUUUACCUGUUCAAUCUGUAGUAAAGGUUUUGCACAAAGUCAAAAUUUGAAAGUACACAUGAGAUCACACACUGUCAAGUGCAGCGAUCGUUUAUUUUUUCCUCUUACCUGGACUUUUGACAUGGAGGAUUACAUAUCUAAAUUAAAACAGUUUUCGAAACUGGACUUUCAAUCGAAGCAGGAGGUAAUAAUUAAAGGAAGACCAAUGCCGGAGCUAAAAGGUUUGCUUCAGACUUCGGGACAUAAGGCCCGUUCUUUUCAAACGGCGUGGUACACACAAAAAGACUGGCUGUGUGGAUGUCCAGCAAGAAACCGCCUUUUCUGCUUCUCCUGUCUUCUUUUCUCUUCUUCUGACAAUGUCUGGACUCAGAAGGGAUAUUGUGACCUGAAGAAUUGGCAGAGAAGCGUCAUCAGCCAUGAGCGGUCGACCACUCACAUUCAAAGCCAGAUCGCGCUCAAAACGUUCGGGGUGUCCAGGAUAGACUUGGCUUUGGAUGAACAGCGAAGACUCAGCAUCAGCACCCACAAUGCUAAGGUAAAGGAGAACCGAGAGAUUUUAAAAGACCUCAUCAAUGUCACCUGCUUCCUCGCCAAACAGCAACUGGCAUUCUGUGGAAAUGAUGAAAGUACAGGCUCGACCAAUCGUGGCAACUACGUUGAACUCUUGCAUGCUAUUGCUGAGAAAGAUGACUCGCUAGCCAGGCGUUUGGAGACAUCCACUGUAUUUUCUGGUUUGUCAAAUGGAAUACAGAAUGACUUAAUCGAAGCAGUUGGGGAUGUCAUUAGAAAUGACAUUAAAAAGGAGAUCAGUGCAGCCCCAUUUGUUGCUGUAGAAGUGGACGAGACCACAGAUGUCUCAAACCAAGCUCAGAUUUCUGUCAUAUUACGGUAUGUGGCUACAACUGAAGCAGGCUGUGAGGUGAGGGAGGCGUUCUUGGGAUUUGAUGACGUCAGUAAUGACAGACGCGCUCCUGCCAUUGCUGAGUAUGUCCUGGGAGUGUUGGAGAAGUAUGACUGUGUUGACAAGCUUGUAGCUCAGACCUGUGAUGGGGCCGCUGUAAUGGCCUCAGAGCUUAAUGGCGUGCAAGCUAAAAUUAAAGAAAGAGUGCCCGAAGCCAUGUUCACCCACUGUUCCGCACACGAGCUGAACUUAGUGCUAUUGCAUUCCGCAAAGUGCAUGCCCGAGUGUCGCACGUUUUUUAAAACAGCUGAGGGACUAGCCUCAUUUUUCAGCAAGUCCACAAAGCGCACUCACUUGCUGGAUGAUGUUGUCAAGCGCCGUUUACCCAGAGCAGCGCCCGCAAGAUGGAGCUCUAACUCUGGACUGCUGCAGACAAUAAGCAUGCAGCACCAUGAUCUGCGCGCGUUAUUUCACAUCAUCCUUGAAAAUCCUGAUAGCUGGGAUAAUGACACGCUGAUGUUGGCAGCAGGAUACGAUCAGUGGCUGUCAAAAGCAUCCACAUGCUUUCUCCUUAUGGUAUAUGAGGACAUUUUCAAUGAGACUAAUGAACUUUCUAGAGUGCUGCAAAACAAAGUGAUGGACAUUGAAUAUUGCCUUGCACGCAUCCGCGACACCAUUGCAGCUCUCGAGCGCAUGGGACUGGAGUUCAACAUUUUCUGUGACCGAUUUGAGAAGAAAUGCAGCGCACUUGGCCUGGCAGAGAGUGGAGGAAGACAGUCAAUUAGAUUUGAGCAAAAACGAGUGUUCUGUAACAUUCUGGAUGACAUAAGCUAUCAAAUGAAGGCCAGGUUUGAUAAUUUUGGUGAGCUGGCUUUCCUUGGUUUGGUUGAUUGUUCAAAAUUCAGUGAAAUGUCAAAACAUUUUGAUGACACAAAACUGCAGAGCCUGUCAAAAUAUGCCAGAUUCUUUGACUUUGUGCAACUAAAGGCGGAUCUUGUUGGACUGUACAGCUCACAAACGGUGAGGGAUGAAUGUAAAUCUCCUGGACAGCUUCUCAGCUUUUUGGCCCAGAAGGACCUCAUCCAAACUGUUCCUGAGGCGACAAAGCUACUCCAGCUAGUGCUCACUGUUCCAGCUACUACAGCAUCGGUGGAGCGGUCAUUCUCAGCACUGAAAAGAAUCCAAACAUACAGUCGGAACACGACCGAUCAAGGACAUCUGUCUUCCCUGGCAGUGAUCUCCAUCGAGACAGAGAGACUUUUAAAACUGAAGAAAGAUCAGGAAGACUUCUAUAAACAAGUUAUCGAUGCUUUUGUUCAGAAGGAGCGGCGCAUGGACUUCAUUUAUAAGUAAGACCAUAAUAACGUUGUUUUUUUUAAUUAAUUGUGCUUUUUUGUGUGCUACAGUUUGUAUGUGUAAAGAAUGCCGGUAUGAGCUUUUAAACAUAACGUGUUAACUGCUGCCAAUCAAAUGGUGAAUAAGAUACUCUUUUUGUGAUGAAGUCAGUGCCUCACCAGCCAUGAACCUCGCCGCUCGUCACUGGUGACAGUUCUGAUCGAUAAUAAAGAAAAGAAGAACAAUAGGAAACACAUAUUAGGAGUAUGUUAGAAGCACAGCCUGUGGUGGUAAAAAAAAUAAAAAUAUAUAUAUAUAUAUAUUUAUAUAUCAGUGACAUGCAGUCAGGGGAAGCAGGUGCCAUCAUGGAAAGAAAAAAAAUUUAAAAAGAAAAAAAAAAGUUUAACCCUUGUGUGGUGUUCGGGUCUGUGGGACCCGUUUUCAUUUUUUAUUAAAAGAAAAAUGAUACAAUUAAUACAUUUUUCAAACUGAGACUAACUGACUGGCUCAUUUUCUGUGAAGAACAUAUAUCAGAAUACAUAUUUAAUGACCACACACCAUACACCCCACCUACACAUUUCUAUUACAUAUAAGAUGUCCGGGUCCAUUGGACCCGGGGCUAAUAGAAGUGUGGAAAUUGAUGUUGU
Nerophis lumbriciformis (worm pipefish) is the source of this 3804-nucleotide messenger RNA. RefSeq names its product zinc finger MYM-type protein 1-like. Gene Ontology annotation, molecular function: protein dimerization activity. The record is from RefSeq and is a predicted model, not a curated record. NCBI's taxonomy places the organism in Eukaryota, Metazoa, Chordata, Actinopteri, Syngnathiformes, Syngnathidae.